This is a messenger RNA of Juglans regia (Persian walnut), 1232 nucleotides long. Its product is annotated as MDIS1-interacting receptor like kinase 2-like. Gene Ontology annotation, molecular function: protein kinase activity; ATP binding. The coding region runs from base 27 to 1232 and encodes 401 amino acids. The record is from RefSeq and is a predicted model, not a curated record. The transcript is spliced from 2 exons. Gene Ontology annotation, biological process: protein phosphorylation. NCBI's taxonomy places the organism in Eukaryota, Viridiplantae, Streptophyta, Magnoliopsida, Fagales, Juglandaceae.
GCUUCAUUUCGAAAUCUUUUGAACAAAUGCAUGGCUUGUUGCAUAUUGACAUAUCCUACAAUGAGUUGCAGGGUCCCAUUCCCAAUAGCAAAGCAUUUUUAGAUGCUCCAAUAGGAACAUUAAAAGGGAACAAAGGAUUGUGCGGUAAUGCUACAGAUCUACAGCCUUGCAAACAUAGCUCAAAAAGGGGACAAAAAGUCGUGUUUCUUCUCGUUUUCCCACUUUUAGGAGCAACUUUUGUUCUACUUUCUUUCUUUGGGAUUUUUCUCUUUAUGCAAAGAAGAAAGACAGAUCUAGAAUCCAAACAAAGCAAGACCGAGGGCCAAGUACUGUUUCUUUCAAUAUUACAUUUCAAUGGAAGAACAUUGUAUGACGAAAUCAUAAAAGUGACCAAUGGUUUUGAUGCUCUAUGUUGCAUUGGGAAAGGAGGACAUGGAACUGUCUAUAAAGCAGAGCUAACUUCAGGUGAUAUUGUAGUUGUGAAGAAAUUCAAUCGACCACUGCAUGAUGCUGGUGAGAACAGAUUUCAAAAGGAGUUUCUGAAUGAGAUAAGGGCAUUGAUGCACAUACGCCAUCGAAACAUUGUUAAACUUUAUGGUUUUUGUUCCCAUGUGCAACAUUCCUUUUUGGUUUGUCAGUAUCUAGAGAGGGGUAGCUUGUCCAUAAUCUUGGGCAACGAAGAUGUUGCUAAAGAAUUGGGCUGGUGUAAGAGAUUGAAUAUUGUUAAAGGUGUGGCAUAUGCCUUGUCUUACAUGCACCAUGAUUGCUCCCCUCCGAUUAUUCAUCGUGACAUAUCAAGCAGCAACAUCUUGCUGGAUUCUCAAUUUGAGGCUCAUGUUUCAGACUUUGGCACCGUAAAGCUUUUAAAGCCAGACUCAUCGAACUGGACAUCAUUUGCAGGCACUUAUAGAUAUGUUGCACCAGAGCUUGCUUAUACAAUGAAGGUAACUGAGAAAUGCGAUGUGUACAGCUUUGGCGUAUUGGCAAUCGAAGUCAUUAGAGGAAAGCAUCCAGGUGAUUUCAUCUCCUCACUAUCAAUGCCGUUAGCUAUGGAUAACAUACAGGUGAAAGAUGUGUUGGACCAACGGCUUCCAUUUCCAACAACUCAAGUUGAAAAUGAACUUAUAAUAGUUGUAGAACUAGCCAUGAAAUGCUUAAAUGCCUAUCCCCAAUCAAGGCUGACGAUGCACAUGAUUUCUCAAGUGUUAUCGACCAAUAUUGCAAAUUCCUAG